This is a messenger RNA of Telopea speciosissima, 1080 nucleotides long. RefSeq lists its product as uncharacterized. Lineage: Eukaryota; Viridiplantae; Streptophyta; Magnoliopsida; Proteales; Proteaceae. The record is from RefSeq and is a predicted model, not a curated record. The transcript has a single exon. Bases 1 to 1080 code for a protein of 359 amino acids. Gene Ontology annotation, biological process: DNA integration. Gene Ontology annotation, molecular function: nucleic acid binding.
AUGGCCGAAGUCCUUGAAGGCAUAUGUGGAGUGCACCAGGCUGGUCCUAAGAUGAGGUGGUUGGUUUGGCGCCAUGGGUAUUACUGGCCAACUAUGAUGACAGACUGUGUCAAGUACGCCAGGGGAUGUUGGGCAUGUCAGACCCAUGGACCGAUACAGCGGUUACCAGCAACAGAGUUUAAUCCAAUGGUCAAGCCGUGGCCUUUCAGGGGAUGGGCUAUAGACCUCAUAGGAAAGAUUACCCUGCUAGCUACACGGGGGCACUGCUUCAUUAUCGUGGCCACAUAUUAUUUCACCAAGUGGGUCAAGGCCGUGCCAAUGAAGGGAGUCAGUCAAGCCGAGGUCAUCCAGUUCCUCAAAAGUCACAUCAUUCAUAGGUUUGGGCUUUCAGAGACUGUCACCUGCAACAAUGGGAGCGUUUUCGUUGGGGAUGAUGUGGUGGCAUUCUCAGCUGAGUUGGAAAUAAAAUUCACCCAUUCCACCCCAUACUAUGCACAAGGCAACGGUCAGGCCGAGGCAAGUAACAAGAUUCUCAAGGGGUGUUUAGCGAAGGUUGUGGAUGACAACCCACGAAGAUGGGCAGACAUGCUCUCUGAGGUAUUCUGGGCAUUCAGGACAUCACAGUGGACCAAGACAGCCACUAUGCCCCUUGCGUUGACAUAUGGUAAUGAUGCAGUAUUACCCGUUGAGGUUAGCGUAAGAUCAGCAUGGGUAGCAUUCCAACAAGGACUCACGCCAAUAGCCUACAGCGAGGCCAUGAUGGCUAAGCUCGAUGACCUGGAAGAAGAGCGCAUGGCCGCACUGGACAGGAUGCAGGUUCAAAAGAACAAGGUAGCAGCCAUUUACAACAAAAGAAUAUCCCCAAAGCACUUCCAUGAAGGGGACAUUAUUUUGAAGGCCAUACUCCCGGUUGGGGCAAAGGACCCCAGACUGGGCAAGUGGUCCCCAACAUGGGAAGGACCCUUUACGGUCUCCCAUGUGCUCCGGGGUGGGGCCUACAGGCUGCGUGACUUGGAAGGAUGCAUCCAGAUCAGGCCGAUCAACGGUAAGUUCCUUAAGGCUUUUCAUCCUACGAUCUAG